AUGCUGUCAUUUUAAGUAGCUUAGUUUAAAGAAAUAAAGAUGAAAACUCAUUAUUGGACAUAAUUUAAUUAAUUAAUUAUUUUAAUAAAAUAUAAAUUAGAAAAAAGAGGUAUUUUUUAAUUCAGAGCCAAUAACAAUAUCACAUUAUCAAAUAGAUAGAAAGAUAUUCUAUGUUAAAGGACAAUAUGGAGCUAUUUAUGUUUGUUCACAUUUCAAAAUCCCAAUUCGUAACUAUAUGCUGAGGUAAUCUUGAAAAGAAAAAUUGAAAUCAUUUUAGUACUCAUGCCAAUAAAAAGAGAAAACUAAAACUCACAACAAGUAUUCAAUAACUAAUAAAAUGGCAGAGUUUCCUUAAUAUUGGAACUUUGUCAUGAAGGUGAUAUCAAAAAUUACUUAGUAUAAGAAAACUAGCCAUUCUAUUAAGAUUGUUGCUCUUAUAACCUAUGGAUAUUAGACAUUUUAUAAAUGUAGAAUUAUACAUAGAGUUAUUAAAUCAGCCAACAUUCUUAUUUCAAAUGGUACGUUCAAAAUUGAUGAUCUGGGUAUAAGAGGAGUCAUUGAAGAUAUAAAUUAUGCAUAAAACUGUACAGAAGUUGGAUCACCAGCUUAUGCUGUUCCAAAAUUAUUUUUAGUAACAAAGUUUCCUCCAAAGCUGAUAUUUAUUCAUUAGGUAUCAUAAUCAAUUAUGAAUAAUUACCUAUAUGAGCUAAUACAUAACCAUAAUUAUUAUAAAAUUAAGAAGUCUCAAAGCAACAUCAAAAUAAUGUGAUGAACAAUAUCUUUAAGGUAUUGUGCCAUAAAAUGUAAGAGACUUAAGUUAAAAUACUUUAUUAUAAUGAAAAUGAAAGAUGCUCUUGGUUAGAUGAGUUUUCAUCUGAUGUAUUGGCAUAAUACAAAUCUGAAAUUAACUUAUUAUCAAUCUCUACUUAAACUACUCAGAAUACAAUUUAACCUAGACUCUUAUUUGUAUAAUUCUAAAAGUUUUAUAGAGUAUAUGAUCUAUCAGAUAAUAAAAAUACUUCAAACUAUUUGUAUUUUGAUUACUAAAACUGAUUUAGCUAAUAAAUUUCAUAAAUAUGUGAAAGAAUAAAAGUAUAUUAUUAAUUUUAUAUUUUACCGUCUGGUUAAGCUUUAGUCCUUUUGAGAUAAGGAGAAUUAAUAUUAUCAUCUUUAUUUAUUUCUUGAUAUCGAUAAAAAUUAAUUAAAAAUAUUUUAGGGUUAUUACUUAAUUAUAAGCAAUUAUCUUUCCAUAAGUAUUAAAAGAGAACUAUUAAAUUAAUGAUAUAAAUUCUAGGAGUUUAAAAAAAUAUAUACAUCCAAAAAACCCUCAAUAUAUCAUAUCUAUUAUUGAGAGAUCUAUUAUAAUUUUUGUAUCUAGGUUUAAAUACUAUUUCAAAAGUGAUUUACCUAAAGCUAAAUAAUUAAAGAAAGUACUUGAAUAGGAUGACGAUACAAAUUAUUUAUUCUUUGCUCAAAUAUUCUCUUUUAUUUUUCAUCUUUCUAAGAAUUCUUUUCAGAAAAUUUAAAUGAAUCAAAUAAUUAGAAGUAUUUAUAUAAUAAUCAGAUUAUUGAACUUAUUAAGGAGAAUAAAUAUUUUCAAACUUAAAUUUCUAUAUAUGAAUCCUUGA
Messenger RNA from Paramecium primaurelia, 1628 nucleotides. Lineage: Eukaryota; Ciliophora; Oligohymenophorea; Peniculida; Parameciidae. The record is from the annotation of a GenBank genome assembly.